AUGUCUGGCUUUACGGCCUUGAAUGUUGAGCCCGAAGAUAACUUUGAGGAGGAAGUUGACGACACCAAAGAAAUCCAACUCGAAGAGGCUUUUAAGUUAUAUCAGAAUGCACUCAAGCUGCACUCACAGGGUCCUAUCUCAUUUCAGGAGGCCACGGAUGCCUACAAAGAGCUGCUGCAAUCUGAAGUCUUCAGAUAUCCAGAAGUUCUAUCUGACUUCGCACAUGAUGAGCUUGAUGAAGACAUAGCCAGCGCUGCCAUUCAUCCAGACGCUGGGCCGAUUGCCUUGCUUCCAAGCAGCGCUGCCGAAUCCUCAGCCAGCUCCAUUCCCCAACUCAUUUAUCUCGCUUUCAAGAACAGAGGACAAUUUAUCCUCGAUGUCGCCCGACAUCAAGUUUCAGACAAACAGAGUUCUCGAGUAGAAUUAUGUCGGUCUUACGCCAAGGCCUGUGCUGAUAGCAUUGCCGAUUUUGCCAAAGCCUUGGAGAGAGAUGAUACCGAUCUCGACCUGUGGAAAAAGUCUGCCCGCGUCGCUGAUAUCUUAUUGUCGACGCAAAGAAUCGCUCGAUUCUGCUUGGAGAGUGUCCUGGCCGGCGAUGAUGACGACACACAACAAGCAAUUGAUCUAUCGGGACUCGACGAAGCGUUUGCGGCAGGGGAGCUGGAAGAGGUCGUGGAUUUGUUGAACGAUGACCUCAGUCGUCUUCAAAGACCCGCCAUUCGACCCAAAAAUCACCUGCUCAUUCUUUUGCGAAAAACAAAUGACCCUUAUCCAUAUCUUCCUAAGCGCCCCAAACAGCUCGAGUAUGUCGACGACCGCUAUCGGCCUCUGAGCGUUGGCUUCGGUCAAAUCCGACUAAAACCAGCGAUGGCCACUCUUACCUCUCUGGGUCAAGUCAUCCAUCAAACAGUCCGAGCAGUUCAUGACGGCGAUGUUUCUUUCAACGCCGCGACCAAUGUCCAGGUCGAGUUACCCGAGGGUGUGUCCGUCCAACAAGAUCAGACGAUGUCGGGCUAUGAAGACACCAUCGCGUCUAAUGAUCAACCGAGUCCCAUGCUGACUCUCUCUGAAGAGCCCACGAUGAACCCAGUCGCUGAGAAUGGAAUUCACGAGAGUCCUUUGGGUGAGAAUGAUGCCCGACCUGAGCAGAGCAUACAUGUGCUGGAGAACGGGGGCGAGAACACAGAUGCGACCAUCGACAUUGUACGGCAUCAAACUUCUGCUUCAGGAGAGGUUCAAAACGCCACGCCCGUAGCGAUUCAUGAUGAGCCUCUGCCAAGAAAACGGUCAACGACAGCAGCCGGAAAUGAGGAACCUGAAGGGAGAACCAAGAGCAAGCGUCUCCGAGCGAGAGAGUCUCUGGCAGAUCUGGCCGCGCAGGAAGACGAAGCUGCACAUGAUGAUCCCCAGUAUUUUCUUGAUCAGCUUGCAUUAUUUGAGCAGACUGAUCAAGCUAUGUUCGACGUGGUCAACUCAAUGCUUGCAAAACUGGAUCUCCAAUUUUAUCACUCCACAGAUGAAGCAAAUAGAGCUUUCUGGCAGAGCACUGCCAGUGGGACACUCGACCUGUCUGUUACUGGUGCCUCGCGAAAGGAUCUGAUACUCCUCGCAGAUCUCAGAAUCGCGUUACUGAACUGGACUGAUGACAAAGGACACGCAACUCUUUCCGGCCAUGGCCACCAAGACAUUGCCGAAAAGUCGACUGGGAUGUCCCUCUACCUUCAACAUUCAAAACCAAGCUUGGCAAAAGGUACGUCUCCAGCGACAGAUGGAUCGAGCUCAUGCUUUAUCUCGCUCGCAAGCCUUAUCAACGCUGAACCAACAAACAUAUAUGAUGCUGUAUUCUGCUGGCUCUCAUCCCUUUUGGUCAGUCCUCACGAUCAACCGACCACGUCGCUAUAUAUGCAUCAACCGUGGUCAAAUGAGUUGAGGGGUACACUAGACAACGUCCUUUUCAUUGCACACCCACAAAUCUAUGAAACACUUCGCCAGCGCUAUACUACGUUCAAGCAUUCUGUACAGAAGACCGAUGGACACAUUAUUCCCGACGUAGAGGCACUAUUUGAGUUCACUCAAGCUUGGUUUGAGUUGCAUCUCGAUCAAUAUUCUACCAUCACAGGUCCAGAUCAGGACGUGUUGGAGAGUGUCCGAUCAUCCAGCCAAUAUCGACUACUCCAGUCUGCGGGCUUAGCAAACGACAUGAUGAGUCUCUAUCGUGACCACUCCAAUAAGCUUGAGCUGGAUGACCCUUUGAUUGUCCGAUUCAUCUGGGCCUCAGCAAUCUGCGCAACGUUGAGUGAGGAUGUGGACAAAGCACAUGUUCUCUUGUGUCUACAAGACCUUAAAGCGCUACUACAGCGGUCCAAGCUGGAGGAGAUACACCUUCCCAAUAGCUCCGCCAUGCCGAUCAUAUCAACAUCAGCCAUCGAACAGGAGGUAUCACGGUUGGAUACUUUGGAUUUCUUCACAAGUGUCUUUGACACUGAUAACAGCAAUCCUGUUGUCGUGAUUGAAAAACUUGAGCCAAUCCUAGAGCCAGAGUCUCUUCUUGAAACUAAUGAGUUACUGACCCCUGUUGAGGGUCAGAGUCAUUCCCAAGCUGGGAAGUUGAUUCAUUUUUUGGAAUCCGGCGAACCCUCACUGAAGCUAUUUCUCUGGCGACGACUUCAGAAUGCCUAUACGGCUAUCUCGUACACGCCUAAGGUGGUUUCAUGUCUGCUACGGAGCAUCGAAACAGGUGUCCACGAGCUGUUCACUUCAAGACACCUUGAAGCAGAGUCCACAAGUCGCCAAAUAUCCAUGCUGAAAUGGCUGCGCGACAUUGAUGAAAUGAUGAUCAAACUAUUGUCUAAAGUCCAGGGUGAUAGUGCUGCCUGGGAGUGUGUCGAUGAGCAUCAUUUGCAUUCCUCACUGCAAGUCAUCAUAUCGCUUACAAGACUUCUCCAAGGCUUUGUCAUUUAUGAGGAUUCAAUCCGGGUCGGCCAAACUGCACCACCCCAGCUGAAGGGAGCCGCCUCUACCAAGAUUUUCGACAAAAGCAAAGAUCGCCUUAGAGAGAUGUUAGUGCGAACAUACAUAUUGCAAUAUCUGUUAUUGAAAGAGGCUACCAUACAGCACCCGUCGGCAUUUGAGCGUGCUGCGGACGACCUGGCUGAGUAUUUGAGCACUGUGCACAACGGCAUAGGCAUCCGACAUUACUGCAAAUAUGCGAACAAGGCAUUUGUGAAACUCGUGAAAACCGAGUUGUGCGCGCUCAAUACCCAGCAAGAUUACACUGUCGACAUGACUCAGGUAUUCUAUGAUCUGUACCAGCUUCGUUUCGCCAACGGCGUUGGGGAUGCCAACCAUGGCUGUCCAACCGAGAAUCUGGAUCGGAAAACUGCCUGGUCAUUGGUCCCCACUAUCAUGAGUUACGCAUCCAAGUACAGUGUCAAGGAUCUUGCGAAAGGAGAACUGAGAAUCGCGAUUGAUAAAAUUCAAAGUGCUUUGGGAGUCGUGAAAAGUCCUCCACCAUUGCUGUACAACAAGAAGGUUAUAUCCAAUUAUCUCAAGUCCCCUAUCAGAUCAGAUGACCUCUAUCGGUGUAUCCGGGGCAUAGGCGACCUCUCAACUCGCUUGACAGAGGGUGAUACCGAAGUUGCUGCUCGGCAUGGAUGGUAUUUCUUGCUAGGACACAUGAGCCUUGCAAAGUAUAAAUCGGUGAAGAGGGUUACACCCACUCCUACCGACGAUCUAGAUACUGCCGCCACCCUAUUUCGACAAGACCUCGAUCAUGACAUCAAUAAGUGGGAAACAUGGUAUCGCUUGGCACAAGUAUACGAAGCCAAGAUUGAGGACGACUUGAUUUGGAACUCCACGAAGUUAAACGAUGCACGUGGUGACAUAGCGUUGUUGGAACGCCAGGCUAUUCACAGUUUCAUGAUGGCCACAACCAUAGCCAUGCGGCUUGACAGUACGGCAGCAGCAACAGCUCAGAUGAUCGAAGAUAUGCUUGCAGAGUUCGCAACCCGCUUGUACGCCUCGUCUCGGCCGCCCUUGAACAUGGAGGCGUUUAAAACAGACAAGAAUAUGCGUCACAUGAGUAGCAAUAUCGAUUCUACCAUGUCGAAACAAGCCUUCCACCCCCCACUUGGAACUUAUGCUUUGUGGAAGUUCGCAGCAUACCUCUUGAGUUGUAAAUUCAGUGACAAGCCCAAGCAUUGGACAGCACACUACACUCGAAGUAAGUGCCUGUGGAAGAUGUACACCAGCAAAGAGAACCAUACCCGCCGUCGUCCGGUAACUCCCGAAGAUGUCUUGGAUGCGAUUGUCGAAGCUAUCGAAGCAUUGCCGAAGAAAGAAAAAUCAAACGAACCCAUCCUAGAACCUCAUUUCAAACUCGUGUCCAUCAUUCACAAGCUUGUUACUAAGUACAGAAUGCCCUAUGCACAAGGUCAAGAGUACAUGCAUGCUACACGUUACUCUCACGGUAUUCAUCUUGCUGAUGAUGAGGAGGAGGGCGACGAAUGGCAAGAGUACAUGCUAGCUCUCCUGGAAAAGCUCAGCCACGCCGACAAAUCCAAUUGGCAUCAUCGAAUUAUUGACCGUGCAGCUCAUGUGGUCUAUGAUGUAGCACGUGAUACUUCUGGAGCACUUGCUGCCAAACACCACUUCACUCAACAGAUUUUCACCAAAACAAUGACCAUACAAGUAUGGAAGCCUGAACAUGAACGACCUGGGAGACACUAUGUCUAUACUGGUCGCUACGUGGCAUUUUUUGUACACAUCUUGGAGCAGUUGAACGAUCGGACAAAUCUUGAUCAACUGGUUCGUCGGAUUCGUCGAAAGACUACUGAUUUUCUGGAUCAUACAAGAGUCUGGGAGGAUGUGGCCACGGCCUACGUGAGACUCUUACGACGACAUGGGCAAAUUCCGGAUGGGCGUGAAAGAGCGCUCUUCGAUGGCAUGAAUCAUGAAGAGUUCACCAAGAAAUCCGAAAAGAUGGAGGCGUGGGCUCUUGAUCCGGAUACCCAGUCGGUGGCAUUGGAUAUUUUACGAGACGGUAUUGAUUUGAAGCGGCUUAACAACAGUCUCAUGAAGGGGCCGUUGAUCGAGGAUUUGAUAGGCGAUGCCUACGCAUGUCUCUACGAGGAAUUCGUUGCGCAAUUGCCACCGGAAGAACAGCCACACCUACAGCCGGCAUCUCUUCCACAAGGCACGUUCAUCAACAUGACUGCUGAUGUCGUACCUGGCAGUGAUGAAGAUGCUGAGCAUACUCGACUCAACAACAUCCUCCGAGCUCAGGGAGACGGCAGUGCAGAAGGUCCAUUUGCUGUGUCUGUAUCUGCACCGGUUGGACUGGGUCUGCAAGGGCAGUCCAACCCUCUCCCAGGAGGCGCGGGUCACACAGCAAUGCCAGAAGUUCAUCGCGUCCCUGGAAAACCUGGUAGAACCAAGACCGUGACGAGGCGUGAGAUCCAACGCAAGGCGGAAGCCGUUAUAUCCAAACCACCUCCGAUCAAAACACCGAUCUUGAGCAAGCGCCCCACUAUUGAAAUUGUCAUUGAUAAUACCGAAUCGCCAAUGCCUCGUCGAGCAGCUGAUGCGGAGGGCCAGGCCUACGAUAGCCGGGCUAACUCACCUAAAGGCAGUAUCCGUGACAGUGCCGACGCUGAAGACGAUUCGGGUAGUGAGCUGAGUGAGUUAGACGACAUGGACUUGGACAAGAAACAACUCCUCUCGGAAAUGGAGCAAGCAGGGGAACAAGCCGAUGAUGCCGAUGAUGACGAGGCUGGUGACGAAGCUGGCGAAGGGGAAGAUGGUGAGGAGGACGGUGAAGAGGGAUCCUUGGAUGACGAGAACAACGAGAAUGAGGACGAGGAAAUGGAAGACGGUGGAGACGAGAUUGAUGGUGAUGGUGGUGGGGAAGGUGACGGCGAUGGCGAUGGCGAUGGCGACGGCGACGGCGACGGCGAACUGGAGAUCCAAGAUUCACAGGAAAACCUUGCCAGGGACAGCCCAGGUGGCCACGACGAGUUCCAUGAAGCCAGAGAGCAAUAG
Exophiala bonariae is the source of this 6039-nucleotide messenger RNA. RefSeq lists its product as uncharacterized. Lineage: Eukaryota; Fungi; Ascomycota; Eurotiomycetes; Chaetothyriales; Herpotrichiellaceae. The transcript has a single exon. The coding region runs from base 1 to 6039 and encodes 2012 amino acids. Gene Ontology annotation, cellular component: HIR complex; nucleus. The record is from RefSeq and is a predicted model, not a curated record. Gene Ontology annotation, molecular function: nucleosome binding. Gene Ontology annotation, biological process: chromatin organization.